AUGUCUCUAAUAAACUUGAAACAUCUGGAAGGAUGUACAGAGAAGGAGCUUGAGUGGCGUAAACAGGCCAGCAUAACAGGACAGCGUCUGGCCCUUCUUGCAAGUGAAGGGAAUAACUUUAGCUCCAUUAUUUAUUCAUCAUUGACCAGAUCCACAGAAACUGCUGAUAUCAAUAUUAAAAUGUGCAGCUCCAGUCUGCUUCACGAAGGACCUCCAAUCCGACCAGUUCCUGCGGAAUCCAAGUGGAUACCAGAUCUUUCUUAUUUUAAAGAUGGCCCACGCAUUGAGGCUGCAUUCAGGAAGUACAUCCACCGUGCAGAUCCAGAACAAACAAAAGACAGUUAUGAAAUAAUAGUCUGCCAUGAUAAUGUGAUCCGCUACUUUGUAUGCAGGGCACUACAACUCCCACCGGAAACUUGGGUCCGACUGUCUCUCUAUCAUGGUAGUAUUACAAAGCUGGUGAUAAAACCUGAUGGUGAUGUGUCACUGAAGUUGCUUGGUGAUGCUGGCUUUAUACCCCCGGGGAAACUCACAAGAGCUUAGCUCUAAACUGGAUGUCCUCCUAGAGACCUCUGUGUUGGACA
Pelobates fuscus (common spadefoot toad) is the source of this 584-nucleotide messenger RNA. Its product is annotated as serine/threonine-protein phosphatase PGAM5, mitochondrial-like. Bases 1 to 543 code for a protein of 180 amino acids. Lineage: Eukaryota; Metazoa; Chordata; Amphibia; Anura; Pelobatidae. The transcript has 5 exons. The record is from RefSeq and is a predicted model, not a curated record. Gene Ontology annotation, biological process: peptidyl-threonine dephosphorylation; positive regulation of mitochondrial fission. Gene Ontology annotation, cellular component: mitochondrion. Gene Ontology annotation, molecular function: protein serine/threonine phosphatase activity.